AUGAGAAAGACGGAGGCGGUGUUCUACGCGGAGACGUACCAUCCCAUCCAGGCCGGUAGCAUCGACGGUACCGACACUCUCCCUCACGACAGCGCCGUCUACCGCGCCUGGCUCUGCUCCUCGGCCGCCCUCUAUGACCCCUCCGGCGAUCCUAAGCUCCUCGGCGACCCCUACUGCACUCUCUUCGUCGGCCGCCUCUCUCACCUCACCACCGAAGACACUCUCCGCCAGGCUAUGAGCAAGUAUGGUCGAGUUAAGAAGUUGCGUUUGGUCAGACAUAUUGUGACCGGUGCCUCGCGUGGCUAUGCUUUUGUUGAAUUUGAAACCGAGAGGGGGAUGCGGCGUGCAUACAAGGAAGCACAUCAUUCCCUUGUUGAUGAUUAUGAAAUUAUCGUGGAUUACAAUAGGCAGCAGUUGAUGCCAGGAUGGAUUCCUAGACGAUUAGGAGGGGGUUUUGGUGGUAAGAAGGAAUCUGGACAACUUCGUUUUGGAGGACGAGAAAGACCAUUUCGAGCUCCCAUUCGUAUCCCAUAUGAUGAUCUGAAGAAACUUGGAAUCCCACCUAUACCAGAAGGACGAUACAUGUCCCGGCAUCAGGACCCAUCACCACCUAGAAGAAAAAGAAGCUCAGUAGAUAGGGAAGAAGGUACUCGCAGAAGGUCAGUUGAUAGGGAAGUGAACAUACGCAAAAGCAAUCCUGUGGAUAAGGACGACAGGUUUCACAAAAGACCUAUGGAUGGUGAUUAUCACUCAUCCAAAAGGAGCUCUGAUGAGUCAGCUCAACACCAUCGCAGUAGGAGCUCUAGAGAUAGAGAAGAAGGUACUCACAGAAAGUCCAGUGAUAGGGAAGAAAGCAUGCCCAAAAGCAGUCAUGUUGAUAAGGAAGAAUCCUUUCGUAAAAGAUCUAUGGAUCGGGAGGACCAUACAUUUAAAAGGAGCGCUGUUGAGACCGAAGAAUUCCAUCGCAGUAGGAGAUCUGUGGACACGGAAAAGCGUUCACACAAAAGGAGCUCUAGGGAUAGAGAUGACCGUUCUCACAAGCGGCACAAGUCCCGUCACCGUGAGAGGUCUACUAGUUAUGAUCGGUCUUAAAAUUCGGAUUUGGGAAAGGCAGCAAUAUGUAGAACCAUAAAGAGAGGAGUGAGGAAAUCUGACGCAAAUGUUUUCUUGCUUUAGACCCUGCUGGAACACUAAGAACUGGUGAUUGAUCACAAAAUGCAGUCGUAGCUAUUCCAGUUGCAUCAGAAAAGAAUUGGGCAACAGUAAGAUUCCUGAUUCCUGCAAAGUAGCCAGCCUAUUCCUGAUCCGUUUUCCUGUGAGGUAUACUUAGCACCAGGAUUACUCAAUUGGGGAAGAGUUGAAACGGUUAGCUUUGAACUUCUAGUUGUGCUCCUGAAAGUCGGUAAAGAUUAUUUUUGGCUUAGUUCAGUCUAAGUUAACAGUUCUCUGAAACCACUCUCUACUCGGCAUCACAGUAUAAGAUCAGCCCCAUGCAAAUUUGCGGAGGUAUACCGCAUCCUGAACUAAUUUUGUGUUGACUCAACGUUUGAGAAAAUAUAGAGUUGGUUGCUCACAUGGUGGAGUCUUUCAAUCACAUAUUCAAGAGGUGCAGCUUCCCGCAAGAGUGGUCAAAACCUCCACUUCUGGUGAGUCUUUUUUCACCUUCUCCCACCCUCUGUGUGACUAGUUAUUGGUUAAUUUGAAGUCCAAUGUUUCAUGCUAAUGGGUCUUUGGUACAAU
Molecule: messenger RNA, 1740 nt
Organism: Fragaria vesca subsp. vesca
Lineage: Eukaryota; Viridiplantae; Streptophyta; Magnoliopsida; Rosales; Rosaceae
Exons: 7
Coding region: 1-1092 (363 amino acids)
Biological process (GO): mRNA splicing, via spliceosome
Cellular component (GO): U12-type spliceosomal complex; precatalytic spliceosome
Molecular function (GO): mRNA binding; snRNA binding
Source: RefSeq, a predicted model, not a curated record